AUGGCACCCACACGCACCAAGGCAUCAGCCAUUGGCCAACCCGCUCAGCCCAACCAGUCGUCGCGCAAGGGCAAAAAGGCGUGGCGUAAGAACGUCGACCUCACCACCACCGAAACAUUCCUGGAAGAGCAGUCUGACCCUCUCCGUCAAACUGCUUCUGACGUGCUCUUCGUGGAUGACCGUUCCGGCCAAGAAACGCUCACCGCCAAACAGGCACGAACCAAGCGACCGUUGAAAAGCCUCGAGAUCUUGCAGAACAGCUACGGACAUGCUGCACUCGAGCCGGCUCGCAGACAGUCGUCGUCGAAGGCUGGAGGGGUGGAUAAGAAGCUGGAGCAGCGUCUGCGCAAGAUGGUAGGGCGCCAAAAGGUUUCAACGAAAGGCGAUGCUUCCGCGAUCGUGGAUCACAGCGCUGAAGUGGUCAACAAGAACCUGGGCGAAGUGUACGAUGUUUGGAACUCCUCUUCGAGCGACGCAAAGGGGAAGUCCAAAGCAGCAGCAACCAGCAGCACGGACAACGACUGGAUCCCCGCCACUGUCGCGAAACCCUUGGUCAACCUGCCCAAGACACUGCGUCGGGCCGAUCACGACGUCGCGUCCAGUCUGCCUGCCAUUGACCUGCCCCACCCAGGCUCGUCGUACAACCCGGACCUCGAGUCGCACGAAGCGCUCAUCAAUGAAGCAUACGAGAUCGAGAAGCGGCUCGAGGAGAACGAGCAGAUGGACAAGACCGAGCGCGAGCAGUGGCAGGCGAAGCUCGCCAUCGUCGCACGCGAGGCUGAGCUGCGUCUGCAGAAGGACGAUGAUCUGAGGCGAUACCGCGGCAUGGACGUUGAUGUUCCCGGUCUCGCCUCCCACGACGAACAAGACGAUGCCGCCGAAGACGAGGAGGAGAAGGAGGAGGAGGAGGAGGGCGACGAGGAGGAUGAGGAAGAAGGAGGAAGCGCUGGACCCAAACGCAAGACGCGUGCCCAACGAGCGCGCGCUAAGCGCGCACGCCUGCAACAAGCCGAAGCCGCCCGCCGCAAGCAAGCCCGUAUCGACGCCGCCGCGAUCCUCCAGCUGCCUGCGCUCAAACGUCGUACCGCACGCCUCGCCCUGGCGCGCCAACAGGCCUCCGCGCUGCGCCGCGAACAAAAGCAAUCCCUUCUCGCCAAACAAGGCCUCUCCGGCAUCAAGGUCGGCAAACACACGGUGCCGCAGCAGAGCAUCGACGUGCAGACCGGCGACGAACUCUCCGAGAGCCUGAGGACGCUUCGUCCCGAAGGCAACCUGUUCCGCGACCGCUACGUCAAGCUGCAGACCAGGGGUAAGGUCGAACCGCGUGUGAGGCAGGAGAGGACCAGGAGGGUGAAGAAGACAAAGGCGUACGAGACGCACGACUAUAAGAAGUUCCAGUAG
Sporisorium graminicola is the source of this 1401-nucleotide messenger RNA. RefSeq lists its product as uncharacterized. Gene Ontology annotation, cellular component: nucleolus. The coding region runs from base 1 to 1401 and encodes 466 amino acids. Gene Ontology annotation, molecular function: 5S rRNA binding. The record is from RefSeq and is a predicted model, not a curated record. Lineage: Eukaryota; Fungi; Basidiomycota; Ustilaginomycetes; Ustilaginales; Ustilaginaceae. The transcript has a single exon. Gene Ontology annotation, biological process: rRNA processing; ribosomal large subunit assembly.